AUGAGAAUAACUAUCUAUGGAGAAAACACAGCACAUCCGGACAUUGCAACUUCACUAACUAACCUGGGAACGUCUUGGAGUGAUCUCGGUGAUCACAAGAAAGCACUCAGCUACUAUGAACAGUCACUGUCCAUGAGAAAAACUAUCUAUGGAGAAAUCACGGCUCAUCCGGACAUCGCUGCGUCACUUGGCAACCUAGGAUCGUGUUGGUACCACCUCGGUGACAGCAAGAAAUCAAUCAGCUACUACGAACAGUCACUAUCGAUGUGGAAAACUAUUCAUGGAGACAACAAGGGACAUCCGGACAUUGCUUCUUCACUAAACAACCUGGGGUUGUCUUCGAGUGAUCUCGGUGAUCACAAGAAAGCACUCAGCUACCACGAACAGUCACUCUCCAUGAGAAAAUCCAUCUAUGGAGAAAACACAGCGCAUCCGGACAUCGCCGCGUCACUUGGCAACCUAGGAUCGUGUUGGUACUACCUCGGUGACCACAAAAAAGCAAUCAGCUACCACGAGCAGUCAGCUCAUACGUUUUCGCACAUUCAUUUGUUCCUUCACUAUUCUGCUUGGAACACGACAAUAGGAAUCGACACUACCACCACGGAGGUCAACAACAGAAGAACAAGUACUACAACAAAACGCCCGGAGACAACCGAUACUGCGGGUUCAAUAACAUCAACACAGAGAACUUUAUUCUCUUCAGCUACCUCGUCUACUAUAACAGAUAUAAUAGGUAAAACUACAACUAGAUCGACGACAUCUUUAGGUUCAACUAGAACUCCUACUCAGGGCACACAGAGGCAAACUGCAAUAUUUACUACUACAUCUAGUACAAAUGAAAGGACUACAGAACCAAGUGCUUCUACUUCUAUAAUUGAUAUCACUAGUAAAAGAACGUUAAGUACACAACAACAGUAUGGUACAACAACGGGAAGUUCAAGUACAAUAACGACAAAAUUAGAAGAUUCAACAGAAGCAACUACAGAUUUAGGUACGGCAAGCUCAUUUUCAACGACAAAGGGCACAACUCGUCAGAGUACAACCGAACCAAUCUCUACCUCCAGCGAAACUGUAUCAAAUUCCUUACCAACAACAGUAUCAAGUCCAGCUGAAACUACAAAUGGAGGCAUAACUCAGUUAACAACGUCAGUGAGAACAACUACCUUAUCUCAGAGUACAACUCAGCCAACCACAAUAGGUGUGACAACAGAAACUUUAGCCCGAAGUACAACUCAACCAACCACUUUUGGUGAGAAAACAACAACAUUAUCGCAAAGUACAGCUCAGCCAAUAACGUCGGUAGCAGAAACCACAAUCCUGUCCAAAAGUACAACUCACUCAUCCACUAAGAGUGAUAUAGCAACAACAUCAUCCCAAAGCACAACACAACCAACAACUACGGUUGAGAAAACAUCGACCUUGUCGCAAAUCACAACUCAGCCAACCACUACAGGUAGGGAAACAGCAACCUUGUCACAAACGAUAACUCAGCCAACAACUACAAGUGCGCAAACAACAACCUUGUCGCAAAGUACAACUCAGCCAACCACUACAAAUGAGAAAACAACAACCUUGUCGCAAAUCACAAAUCAGCCAACCACUACAGGUAGGGAAACAACAACUUUAUCGCAAAAUAUAACUCCGCCAACCACUACAAGUGCGCAAACAACAACCUUGUCACAAAGUACAAAUCAGCCAACCACUACAAGUGCGAAAACAACAACCUUGUCGCCAAGUACAACUCAGCCAACCACUACAAGCGCGCAAACAACAACCUCGUCGCAAAUCACAACUCAGCCGACCACUACAGGUAGGAAAACAACGACCUUGUCGCCAAGUACAAAUCAGCGAACCACUACAAGUGCGCAAACAACAACCUUGUCGCCAAGUACAACUCAGCCAACCACUACAAGCGCGCAAACAACAACCUCGUCGCAAAUCACAACUCAGCCGACCACUACAGGUAGGAACACAACGACCAUGUCGCCAAGUACAACUCAGCCAACCACUACAAGUGCGCAAACAACAACCUUGUCGCAAAUCACAACACAGCCAACAACUACAGGUGCAAAAACAUCAACCUUGUCGCAAAGUACAACUCAGCCAACCACUACAGGUGCGGAAACAACAACCUUGUCGGAGGGCACAACUCAGCCAACAACUACAAGUGCGGAAACAACAACCUUGUCACAAAGUACAAAUCAGCCAACCACUACAAGUGCGAAAACAACAACCUUGUCGCCAAGUACAACUCAGCCAACCACUACAAGCGCGCAAACAACAACCUCGUCGCAAAUCACAACUCAGCCGACCACUACAGGUAGGAAAACAACGACCUUGUCGCCAAGUACAAAUCAGCGAACCACUACAAGUGCGCAAACAACAACCUUGUCGCCAAGUACAACUCAGCCAACCACUACAAGCGCGCAAACAACAAUCUCGUCGCAAAUCACAACUCAGCCGACCACUACAGGUAGGAAAACAACGACCUUGUCGCCAAGUACAACUCAGCCAACCACUACAAGUGCGCAAACAACAACCUUGUCACAAAGCACAAACCAGCCAACCACUACAGGUAGAGAAACAACAACAUUGUCACAAAGCACAAACCAGCCAACCACUUCUGGUGCGGAAACAACAACCUUGUCGCAAAUCACAACACAGCCAACUACUACAGGUGCAAAAACAACAACCUUGUCGCAAAGCACAACUCAGCCAACCACUACAAGUGCGGAAACAACAACCUUGUCACAAAGUACAACUCAGCCAACCACUGCAGGUGCGGAAACAACAAUCUUGUCGGAAAGCACAACUCAGCCAACAACUACAGGUAGGGAAUCAACAAUCUUGUCGCAAAGUACAACUCAGCCAACAACUACAAACGCGGAAACAACAACCUUGUCGCAAAGUACAACUCAGCCAACAACUACAAGCGCGGAAACAACAACCUUGUCGCAAAGUACAACUCAGCCAACCACUACAGGUAGAGAAACAACAACCUUGUCACAAAGUACAGCUCAACCAACCACUACAAGCAGGGAAACAACAACCUUGUCGCAAAGUACAACUCAGCCAACCACUACAGGCAGAGAAACAACAACCGUGUCGCAAAGUACAACACAACCAACAACUACAAGCGCGGAAACAACAACCUUGUCGCAAAGUACAACUCAGCCAACCACUACAGGUGCGCAAACAACAACCUUGUCGCAAAGUACAACUCAGCCAACAACUACAAGUGCAAAAACAACAACCUUGUCGCAAAGUACAACUCAGCGAACCGCUACACGUAGGGAAACAACAAGCUUGUCGCAAAGUACAACUCAGCCAACCACUACAAAUGUGCAAACAACAACCUUGUCACAAAGUACAACUCAACCAACAACUACAGGUGCAAAAACAACAACUUUGUCGCAAAGUACAACACAGCCAACCACUACUGGUGCGAAAACAACAACCUUAUCGCAAAGUACAACCCAGCCAACCACUACACGUAGGGAAACAAUAACCUUGUUGCAAAGUACAACUCAGCCAACCACUACAAGUGCAAAAACAACAACCUUGUCACAAAGCACAGCUCAGCCAACCACUACAGGAGAGAAAACAACGACCUUGUCGCAAAGUACAAACCAGCCAACAACUACAAAUGAGAAAACAACAACCGUGUCGCAAAGUACAAAUCAGCCAACCACUACAAGUGCGCAAAUAACAACCUUGUCACAAAGCACAAACCAGCCACCCACUACAGGUAGAGAAACAACAACCUUGUCACAAAGCACAAACCAGCCAACCACUUCUGGUGCGAAAACAACAACCUUGUCGCAAAUCACAACACAGCCAACAACUACAGGUGCAAAAACAUCAACCUUGUCACAAAGUACAACUCAGCCAACCAUUGCAAGUGCGCAAACAACAACCUUGUCGCAAAGUACAACUCAGCCAACCAGUACAAUUGCGAAAACAACAAACUUGUCGCAAAUCACAACUCAGCCAACCUUUACAGGUAGGGAAACAACAACUUUGUCACAAAGUACAACUCAGCCAACCACUACAGGUGCAAAAACAACAACCUUGUCACAAAGCACAGCUCAGCCAACCACUACAGGAGAGAAAACAACGACCUUGUCGCAAAGUACAAACCAGCCAACAACUACAAAUGAGAAAACAACAACCUUGUCGCAAAGUACAAAUCAGCCAACCACUACAAGUGCGCAAAUAACAACCUUGUCACAAAGCACAAACCAGCCAACCACUACAGGUAGAGAAACAACAACCUUGUCACAAAGCACAAACCAGCCAACCACUUCUGGUGCGAAAACAACAACCUUGUCGCAAAUCACAACACAGCCAACAACUACAGGUGCAAAAACAUCAACCUUGUCGCAAAGUACAACUCAGCCAACCACUACAGGUGCGGAAACAACAACCUUGUCGGAAAGCACAACUCAGCCAACAACUACAAGUGCGGAAACAACAACCUUGUCACAAAGUACAACUCAGCCAACCACUAAAGGUGCGGAAACAACAACCUUGUCGGAAAGCACAACUCAGCCAACAACUACAGGCGACUACAGUAGUGGCGACAACACCAACUGCAGCACAAACCACGACUCAGUCGACUACUGUAGAUGUGGCAACACCAACAGCAGCACAAACCACGCCUCAGUCGACGACUACAGUAGAUGUGACAACACCAACUGCAGCAGAAAUCACGCCUCAGUCGUCUACUACAGUAGUUGUGACAACACCAACUGCAGCACAAACCACGCCUCAGUCGACUACUACAGUAGAUGUGACAACAACAACUGCAGCACAAACCACGCCUCAGCCGACUACUACAGUAGAUGUGACAACACCAACUGCAGACAAAACCACGACUCAGUCGACUACUACAGUAGAUGUGCCAACACCAACUGCAGCCCAAACCACGCCUCAGUCGACUACUACAGUAGAUGUGACAACACCAACUGCAGCCAAAACCACGACUCAGUCGACUACUGUAGAUGUGACAACACUAACUGCAGCCAAAACCACGCCUCAGUCGACUACUACAGUAGAUGUGACAACACCAACUGCAGCCAAAACCACGACUCAGUCGACUACUACAGUAGAGGUGACAACACCAACUGCAGCCCAAACCACGACUCAGUCGACUACUACAGUAGAUGUGACAACACUAACUGCAGCCCUACCCACGCCUCAGUCGACAAUUACAGUAGAUGUGACAACACCAACUGCAGCCAAAAGCACGACUCAGUCGACUACUACAGUAGAUGUGACCACACCAACUGCAGCCCAAACCACGACUCAGUCGACUACUACAGUAGAUGUGACAACACUAACUGCAGACCAAACCACGACUCAGUCGACUACUGUAGAGGUGACUACACCAACUGCAGCCAAAAACACGCCUCAGUCGACUACUGUAGAUGUGACUACACCAACUGCAGCCAAAACCACGACUCAGUCGACUACACCAAAACCACGACUCAGUCGGCUACUGUAGAUGUGACUACACCAACUGCAGCCAAAACCACGACACAGUCGACUACAGUAGAUGUGACAACACCAACUGCAGCCAAAACCACGCCUCAGUCGACUACUACAGUAGAUGUGACAACACCAACUGCAGACCAAACCACGACUCAGUCGACUACUACAAUAGAUGUGACAACACCAACUGCAGACCAAACCAUGACUCAGUCGACAACAGUAGUUGCGACAACACCAACUGCAGCCCUAACCACGCCUCAGUCGACUACUACAGUAGAUGUGCCAACACCAACUGCAGCCAAAACCACGCCUCAGUCGACUACUACAGUAGAUGUGACAACACCAACUGCAGACCAAACCACGACUCAGUCGACUACAGUAGAUGUGACAACACCAACUGCAGACCAAACCACGACAAAGUCGACUACUACAGUAGAUGUGACAACACCAACUGCAGACCAAACCACGACUCAGCCGACAACAGUAGUUGCGACAACACCAACUGCAGACCAAACCACGCCUCAGUCGACUACAGUAGAUGUGACAACACCAACUGCAGCCCAAACCACGCCUCAGUCGACUACUACUGUAGAUGUGACAACACCAACUGCCGCCCAAACCACGCCUCAGUCG
Molecule: messenger RNA, 6126 nt
Organism: Branchiostoma floridae (Florida lancelet)
Lineage: Eukaryota; Metazoa; Chordata; Leptocardii; Amphioxiformes; Branchiostomatidae
Product: mucin-22-like
Exons: 5
Molecular function (GO): protein binding
Source: RefSeq, a predicted model, not a curated record